GGAGUGACUGUGCACAAUACUUAAAAUGGCUCAGUUUCAGCAGGAAAUGACACUAGCCUAUGUGGGACUAAAUUUGUUUUAUUUUCCCGACCUUUGACACAUGCCUGACAUUGAGCAAACUGUUAAUCCGCGUUUUGGGAACCUGCUUGUGACUCAUUCAGUAUCCUGGGUCCAUAGGCUAUUGUCCCACCGCCAGGCGGCCUGCUGGGACCACUUUCUUCUCGGUAUCGCCGUCUCGGGACUGUAUGGAGACUAAGUUCGGAUCCGAAAAUAAUUCAGAUCAACGGAAACUACCUCUGUCUCUGCGGGGGAAUAAAAGAUGCGAAACCGGUGUCGGGGUGUCUCAGUCGGUGCCCACAAACUCAAACAGGGAACUCCCUCGCCGUGUUCGAGCUGUUUCUCCGCUGAGCGCACACUCGUCCAGUGUCAGUGAACAUGCCUGCGGGUCUGCCUCACACUAAAGCCCUCUACAUCGGGAUGGAGGUGGUGAUCGCCCUGUCGUCGGUCAUAGGUAACGUGAUGGUGGUCCUGGCUGUGCGUAUUAACCGAUCUCUGCGAGACACCACGUUUUGUUUCAUCGUCUCCCUGGCCUUGGCUGACAUUGCGGUCGGGGCUCUUGUCAUCCCCCUCGCCAUAACCAUCAGCAUCGGACUCCAGACUCACUUUUACAGCUGUCUUCUGGUCGCCUGCACAGUGCUUGUCCUCACGCAAAGUUCAAUCCUGGCGCUGCUGGCCAUCGCCAUCGACCGCUAUCUGCGAGUCAAAAUACCCAUGAGCUACAAGCGGGUGGUGACCCCUCGGCGAGCUGGCAUGGCCGUGUUAUUGUGUUGGCUUGUAUCCAUCAUAGUGGGCCUCAUGCCCAUGAUGGGCUGGAAUAACCUGCAGCGACUCCGCGACAAUGGCUCCCUGAUCACGGAUGACCUCUUGGUGAAGUGCGAGUUUGAGACAGUCAUCAGCAUGGAGUACAUGGUCUACUUCAACUUCUUUGGCUGGGUGCUGCCCCCUCUACUCCUCAUGCUGGCCAUCUAUGUCGAGAUUUUCUACAUGAUCCACAAGCAGCUAAACAAGAAGGUGACAGCUAGCCACACCGACCCCAGCCGUUACUUUGGCAAAGAGCUUAAGCUAGCUAAGUCGCUUGCCCUUGUUCUUUUCCUCUUCGCGGUCAGCUGGCUCCCUCUUCACAUCCUCAACUGCAUCACACUCUUUUGCCCUGCCUACGAUAAGCCAGAGUACCUCAUAUACAUUGCCAUCAUCCUCACCCACGGCAACUCGGCCGCCAACCCCAUCGUUUAUGCUUUCCGCAUCAAGAAGUUCCGCACAGCGUUCCGGAAAAUCUGGAAACUGUACGUGCUUUGUCAGGAUCCAGUCGGUCGGCUUCCUCAAAGAGGGAGCCAGAGAGGACAGAGUCAUGAGAGGAGGCUGAGGCAGAAUGAUGACGACGAUGAUGAUGUGUGACCUUUGGCAACUAAUUGGUUUGCUGUGUAACUGUUAAGUUUCAUUCCACUGGUUAAUGGAAUGGAAAAGACUCUGGCUUUAUUUUCAUCCUCGUGCGAUUACUGGUCCGUCUAAUGGCAUUGAAGGAUGUCAGAGGGAUGAAAGAGAUGAGGGAACUCCAUUCUGGACUGAUUUCCUCCAUCUAGUGCACUCUAAGAGGACAGGAUGACAAAUCAGCAUGGGGACGGGAUAAACAUCCUAAAUCAGACUUUGAUUUAAAUAAGACUGAGUAUUUAUUCCUCCCCUAGCUGACAAAAUGAUGACAUGUCACACGGGGAUAAGGGGCUUCUCAUCAGUUUCAACACCUACCUGUUGAACUUGAAUCAUUAAGUGUAUAUCUGGAGCACAUCCAGUACAAUAGCAGUGUAUGUUGUAUUGUUUUUUUGACCUGAACUAAAACUCAUAGCCCUUUUCAUGUGAAUGAUUUCAAAUAGGUAAGCAUUGUAUUAUGUGCUACAUUUACAUGCUUAGUUCUGUGGCCUUAUGGACAGAAAAUGUAAUGAAGGGGAACUAAAGUAUUGUGUUAAUAGUGUAAAUCUGGUAAACCUGUAGUGGGUAAGCCGGACGUUUUGUGCUUUGACAUGGACCAGGAUACAGGAUAUACUGUAUGCUGGCUGCAUUGGGUGAAAGAAAAUGUAAAAUUGACUCACUUGGAAUUAUAACCCAGGAUCUCUGGUGUGAUGAACCUCUGGUUUACCAACUGUGCUAAUGUCAUUAGACGCAUGGCCUUUACAGAUGUGUGGUGCAAUCCAGCGCAUGUGAGAUUGUGAGGCAAAUUUCUUUUUUUACGUUUUCAUUUGACUGACAGAACAAUUAAUAGAAUAGAAGAGUGACCAAUAGUUCAAGCAGAAAAUAGCAGGAGACAAAUUACUUAAUGCUCCUCAUUAAUAUGUAUCUGUUAACAUGGACAAUAGUAAAAACCAUAGCCACCUAUAGUAACUAUAUAAUUGUAGCUAUGCCUGUUUUUUUUUUUUGCAGGACUGUGAAUCUAAAUAAUGUUGGAGCUUAAUUUGAUCUGGGUGAUAAUUGUUUUCCUUCUAAAUUUUCUGGCAUUUUAGCCUUUAUUAGACAGUGACAGCGGAAGAGAGAGGUUGGGAGAGAUGGGUUGACAUGCAGUAAAGGACCAGGGUUGCAAUUGCACCCUGGUCACUGCGGUAAGGACUCAGCCUAAGUACAUGGUACGCACUCUACCAGCUGAGGUACUCUGGUGAUAAUCAUUUUAAUCCUAUCACCAGGCCCUUUCCACUGCUCGCAGGUGUUUUCAGUUACCUUUUCACAUUCUUUCCCCUGAUUCUUUGUGGCGAAGGUAAUGUAGUAUCAUCACAUUCUCCCUGUCAUUAUUUUGUUACAGGGCUGACUUAUACUGAUUGGUGUUGCCCUUUAAAAUGAGAGAGAUUUUACAUGAUACAUGUUGAAAUGGGACUGCUGACACUUCUAAUAUGUACUGUAUGUAACUAAUAUAUAUAUAUGUUAAUGGAAGAUACUGUAUAAAAUUUACCUCUUGAGCAAACAGCUCUUUAUCUCUGACAUGUCCUCUUACAGCUGUUGAUUGAGUGAGAAGAUUGGGAAAUCACUCCUCCAAGCUUUUUAUUAGAUUUUUUUUUAAUGGCAUCGAUAAAUGGAGACAGAAGAGUAAGCAAAAAUUAAAAGAAUAUGGUAAGCCCUUCAUAAUGCUGCAUGCGCAUUAGCUGGUGGAGGCAUCAAAACCCACUCUACACUACGCUAUUCAACAGAAAUAGCAUCUUGCUUUCUCCAAGUGAUUCUCUGUAUCAAGGCUAAACCCAUCAGUGGUGGGAGGCCAUUUUUUUGUGUGCACAUAUUAACCUUCUGGCACUCAGCAGAGAGUGUGCUUGCGUGCGAAUAAGCACAGGAGGUUAUGAGGGUAUAGGAGUCCAGGGGCGAGGUGGGGCACGGUGGAGGGAUUGUUCUGUUUACAAGGGAACCAGAAGGUGAGAGUGCAGCUGAGGAAUUCAUCAAGAGUUUACAUCUCGAGACAUCAAGGCUGCCCUGAUGCUUUCCUAUCCAAUAAACAGGUCUGUCAGUGUUAAUAUGACCAUGGUGAUCUCUGUCCUAACUUGUUGUGGCACUGUGUGUUACAACAAAUACAGUACACACACAGACACACACAUUUUUAUCAGACAAAUGUGCUAACUGUAUUUCCUGCUUGUGAUAAAGUGUCCAUGUGAUUCUUUUCUUACUUUGUGCUUAUGUGAAAUGUUUUUAAAGCAGUUAUAGAAUUGUACAAUUUUAUAAGAUAUUUUGGCAUAUUUAAGAAAAAUCUGACAAUCCAUUAGAAAAAUGGUGCAAAGUUUGUGUGUUGUUUUCGGCUCAUUCAUGUCUAACACAGUGUCUUUUUUGAUACUAGCACAGGGGGCGCCAAAGUCUGACAUUUUUAGUUCUGACAUAGUGGCUUUAAGUUUUGUUUACCUUUACUGAGGAAGUGUGAUAAAUGAAACAUGAUAUGUGCAAUAUUCUCAGAUGUACAUUAACAAUAUCAAAAGGCAGGACUAUUACAGUGUCUACAUGUACAAUAUCUAAGCAUUAGAUAUUGUACAUGUAGACACUGUAAUAGUCCUGGAGGCUCAGAGCAGUAAUAUGGUGAGCUGUUUUGUGAUUCUGUAAUAAUGAAGGAAUAAGUGAAUAAAUAGGUCAAAUGAGA
Micropterus salmoides (largemouth bass) is the source of this 4153-nucleotide messenger RNA. Its product is annotated as adenosine receptor A1-like. NCBI's taxonomy places the organism in Eukaryota, Metazoa, Chordata, Actinopteri, Centrarchiformes, Centrarchidae. Gene Ontology annotation, cellular component: dendrite; membrane; synapse. Gene Ontology annotation, biological process: G protein-coupled adenosine receptor signaling pathway. Gene Ontology annotation, molecular function: G protein-coupled adenosine receptor activity. The record is from RefSeq and is a predicted model, not a curated record. The transcript is spliced from 3 exons. Bases 436 to 1455 code for a protein of 339 amino acids.